AUGGGGGUGAGAGGGGCCGCGACCCCCCCAGGGCAGUGAUGGAGCCGCUCCGGGGCCUCGGGAUCUUCCUCGUUCUCCUCCUCCUCCUCCUCCUGCCCGCGGGGCCCACGCACGCGGCCCAGGUGCCCCCCGAGUCAUCGCUGGAGCUGAAGCCCCUCACCCAGGUGGGGGAUGGACAGGCUGUGCCGAAGGUGCCACCCCAAAACCAGGUGGGCGACGGGCAGCCCCUCCUGAGCCGCCGCCGCCGUCACAGCUCCCACUUCCCGCUCUGCUCCUUCUGCUGCAACUGCUGCGGGAACCGGGGCUGCGGCUUCUGCUGCCGCACCUGAGACCCCGGGACCCC
Myiozetetes cayanensis is the source of this 343-nucleotide messenger RNA. RefSeq names its product hepcidin antimicrobial peptide (gene HAMP). Gene Ontology annotation, biological process: intracellular iron ion homeostasis. The record is from RefSeq and is a predicted model, not a curated record. The coding region runs from base 39 to 329 and encodes 96 amino acids. Gene Ontology annotation, cellular component: extracellular region. The transcript has 4 exons. Lineage: Eukaryota; Metazoa; Chordata; Aves; Passeriformes; Tyrannidae.